GUCAGGAACAAGGCAUCAGCUUGGAUUUAUAUAUAUGUUAGAUAGGUAGGUACCUAGUAUAUAUAACCAACCGUAAAUAAACGGCCACCGCCCCCUAAACCCCCAGCACCUCAAAUCCCGCGUCUCGAUAGCACAAUCCCACAUAACCUAGCAUGAAUCCGCACAAACCAACAACAUACUACAUAUUACCCAUCACAGGCGUCAUCGGGAGCAUCAAUCGUACAUACGACGCGAUAGUCUCCACAUUAGCAAUGUCCCUAGGGUUCCUCAUAGAGUACAUUUCGGAGGCGUUUAGCAUAUGGCAUGAAGAAUGUAUCAUGCCGUGGGUAAGGCUCAUCCGAACCAUCACGGCGUUCGUCGCAGCAGUCGGAUCGGGGACAAUCGACCUGAUCAGGCAAAUCCGAUACCUAAUCACAAUACGGCGCGCCAUCCGGGACAUCGCCUUGCAUCUCAUUGCAAUAUAUGUAGUUCUCCCCUUCCAAAUAGCUUUUAAGAGAGGGGUAGACAGGCUCAUACCUCCGGCCGUAGUGUUAAACACGUUGGCACUUAUAGUUCUGGUAAUGCUGUGGAUUUCGUGUAUAUAUUUGAUGAUCUUCGGGUGGUUUGCUUUCAAUACACAACCACCGCAGCCACCACCGUUGGAUUGGGAGGAACAGGACUGUAUGCGCCUGCAUUUCGAAAAUACCCCAAUAACAGCCCCUCGACGAUGGUUACACAGAACUGAUGGUGAAGUCGUUCCACUAAGGAAUCCGGUGCCUUAAAGAAUUCGUUUUAGCAAUCCAAAAGGACCUUAGAAGGCCUUCAUUAUCAGGGACGAAAUAAAGAGGUUUAGAUGAAAAAAUAGAUUCCAAAUGACUCAAAUGCAACGCU
This is a messenger RNA of Annulohypoxylon maeteangense, 870 nucleotides long. RefSeq lists its product as uncharacterized. Bases 153 to 761 code for a protein of 202 amino acids. The transcript has a single exon. The record is from RefSeq and is a predicted model, not a curated record. NCBI's taxonomy places the organism in Eukaryota, Fungi, Ascomycota, Sordariomycetes, Xylariales, Hypoxylaceae.